CACGCUGGCGAGUUGGCGACGGUGCCACAAUGGCCGGAGCGAGUGGUGUUCGUGGUCACCCCUUUUUCUCCUCACUUCGCGCCUAAUCAUCCUUUCCCCUCCACCCAAUCAACCCAAUAAAAGAAAAAUGAGAUGCAUACAUGCGUGCAGCGUGCUUGCUUGCUUGCUUUGCAUGCUCCAUUGCUUCUUGAUGGGAAAUAGAAAGAGGGGUAGAUCGAUUUGACCCUAAUUUGAUUAUUGAUCGGUAUAGUCUUUCCCAAGCCCAAGCAAAGAGCGCCAAGCUCAACAUCGAUCGAUAUAUAAUUUGCGGCCAAAAGGAGGCGCCAUUCUCGCCUUAUCCGACGAUCCGACGCCGGAACCGGAGUCGCUGAUUUUUCGGGGAUUCAUCAUCGUGUUCAAAGAUCAGGCAUAGUGCAUGAUCUAGCUGGAAGGGGACCUAUAGGGGAAGAUGCCGCUGUUUGAUCGAGAUCGGUACCAGAGGCUGCCGCUAGAUAUCAGCGGUGGCGGUGGCGGUGGGGGCGGCGCACGGCGUCCAGCUUCGUCCUGCGCGAGCGCCACCAUCAUCCUGUUCGUGGGGCUCUGCCUCGUGGGCGCGUGGAUGAUGGCGUCCACGACCACGAGCAACGUCGCCAUGAGCGUGUCGUCCGAGAACAGCUCCGACGAGGACAUGCCCGCCGACAUGACCCGCAGCGUAGUCAAUGAAGGCGCUAACGGCGACGCGCCGCAGACAACAAAGAAUGCUGGCAAGGAGGAGGAGGACGGUCCCGGAGAUACCACUCGGACGGGCGACUUCGCCGCCGGGGACACCGGCAAGAAAGACGACGACAGUGGCGCAGGGCAAACGACGGAGGAUGCCGCCGGCACCGACGACGGUGAACGCCGGCAAGGAGGAGGCAGCGGUGAAGGCGACACGCCGCAAACGACAGAGAAUGCCAGCAAGGAGGAGGACGACGGUCCCGGCGAUACGGCGCGGACGGGCGACGCCGCAGCCGGGGACAUCAACAAGAAAGAUGACGACGGUGGCGCCGUGCAAACGACGGAGGCUGCCGUCGACCAGAGCGGCACCGUGGUUGUCGAGCUGACGGAUGCCGCUUCCAAUGGCACCCCCGUCGCCGGGGCUGGCGAAUCGCCGUCCACGAACGUGACAUUCUCCGACGAGAGCGGCAUGACGGAAGGCGGCGACGUGGCGAGGCCAGAUGAUACUGACAAGAAAGCCAACAGUGGCACGGAGGAGGCCACGACCGGUGUCCAGACAGAUAAGAGCGCGGAGGAUGCGGCGACAGGCACGGAUCAGAAGGGCGGCGACAAGAACACGGUGGAGGCGCCACGAGACACGACGAACACCGGUGACCAGGUUGAUAAGAGCUCCGACAAGGCGUCCCCGGACACUGCGGAGACCGGCGGCCAGGACGAGAAGAACAACGAGGCGGCGCCGACGGAGAAAAAGGAGGAGGCCGGCGGUCAGCCUGACAACAUCACCGACAAGAGCAGCGCUGAAGAGACGCCGGCCUACGCAAAAGAUGCCGGCGACGACGGCACGGCGAAGAACCAGACGGCCUUCGACGACCGUAACGGCAACCUGGACGGUGACCAGAACGGCGACAAGGUCGUCACCAGCGACGACACGGCUGCAUCGAACAACCAAACUUCUUCCGUGGACCAGAACGAUGCGCCCAAGAACCAGACAUCUGCAGCGCUAGAUGACACGAUAUCUCAAGAAGCCGGGAUGGUUCCGACGAACAGUACCACGACCACCACCGAAGGCGAAGAGAAGCCGGUGACCGAGCCGGUGACGGGCGGGGACAAAGAAACGGUGGAGCUGCUACCGAGCGGACAAGCAGAGCUUCUGAACGAGACGACGACAACGGCGGCGCAGAACGGCACGUUCCCGUCACAGGCCACGGAGUCGAGCGAGGAGAAGAAGAAGGCGCGCUCGCGCAGUAGCAGCAGCAAGGACAGCAACGGCAACGUCGUGGUCGGCGAGACGUCGACGGAGGAGUCGUCGUACGUGUGGAAGCUCUGCAACGCGAGCACCGGCGCGGACUACAUCCCGUGCCUGGACAACGAGGCGGCCAUCAAGCGGCUGCGGAGCACCAAGCACUACGAGCACCGCGAGCGGCACUGCCCGUCCCCGGAGCCGUCGUGCCUGGUGCCGCUGCCGGAGGGGUACCGCCGGCCGAUCCCGUGGCCGCGCAGCCGCGACACGAUCUGGUACAACAACGUGCCGUACACGAAGCUGGCUUCGUACAAGGGGCACCAGAACUGGGUGAGGGUCUCCGGCGACGGCGAGCACCUGUCAUUCCCGGGCGGGGGCACGCAGUUCCUCAACGGGGCGUCGCACUACAUCGACGUGAUCCAGGAGGCGCUCCCGGCGGUGGCGUGGGGCACGCGCAGCCGCGUGGUGCUGGACGUGGGCUGCGGCGUGGCGAGCUUCGGCGGGUACCUCUUCGACAAGGACGCGCUGACCAUGUCGUUCGCGCCCAAGGACGAGCACGAGGCGCAGGUGCAGUUCGCGCUGGAGCGCGGCAUCCCGGCCAUCUCCGCCGUCAUGGGCACCAAGCGGCUCCCGUACCCCGGCGGCGCCUUCGACGUCGUGCACUGCGCGCGGUGCCGCGUGCCGUGGCACAUCGAGGGGGGCAAGCUUCUGCUGGAGGCGAACCGGCUGCUCCGCCCCGGCGGCCUCUUCGUGUGGUCGGCGACGCCGGUGUACCGGAAGGACGAGGAGAACGUCGGGAUCUGGCAGGCCAUGGCCGCGCUCACCAAGUCCAUGUGCUGGGAGAUGGUGACGAGGACCAGCGACACGGUGGAUCAGACCGCCUUGGUCAUCUUCAAGAAGCCGUCCAGCAACGAGUGCUACGGCAAGAGGAGCCACCCGGAGCCGCCGCUGUGCGAGGAGUCCGACAACCCCGACGCCGCAUGGAACAUAACGCUGCAGUCGUGCAUGCACAAAGUGCCCACCGAGUCGGCGGCGCGAGGCUCGCGGUGGCCGGAGCAGUGGCCGGAGAGGCUGACGACGGCACCCUACUGGCUGAGCGACAGCCAGGUCGGCGUCUACGGCAAGCCCGCGCCAGACGACUUCGCCGCGGACACGGAGCACUGGAGGAAGGCCGUGAACAGCUCGUACCUCACCGGCAUGGGCAUCGACUGGAGCAACGUCAGGAACGUCAUGGACAUGCGGUCCGUCUACGGCGGAUUCGCGGCGGCGCUGCGGGACAUGAAGGUGUGGGUGAUGAACAUCGUGCCGGUGGACUCGCCGGACACGCUGCCCAUCAUCUACGAGCGCGGACUGUUCGGGGUGUACCACGACUGGUGCGAGUCCUUCAGCACGUACCCGAGGUCGUACGAUCUCGUCCACGCCGACCAUCUCUUCUCCAAGCUCAAGGACAGGUGCAAGCUGAGGCUAGUGGUCGCCGAAGUAGACCGGAUACUGAGGCCAGAGGGGAAGAUGAUCGUCCGAGAAGACAGGGAGACUGCCGAAGAGAUCGAGAGGAUAGCAAAGUCUCUGCAUUGGGAGGUCCGGAUGGACGUGUCCAAGGAGGGGGAGAGGCUGCUCUGCUUCGAAAAGACCAUGUGGCGACCCACCCAGGUCGAAACACAGAGUUAGCACAAGCUAGUUAGCAAACACAUGUGCAAUAAUAAGAACAAAUAACUGAAUAUAGAUGAUGGUUUGUAGCAGAGCUGUGGUUCAGAGUUUUGUAGUUGUACAAGUAAACAGUUCACAAUAUAUGUACCAUAUGCCUGUG
Lolium perenne is the source of this 3743-nucleotide messenger RNA. Its product is annotated as probable methyltransferase PMT24. The record is from RefSeq and is a predicted model, not a curated record. NCBI's taxonomy places the organism in Eukaryota, Viridiplantae, Streptophyta, Magnoliopsida, Poales, Poaceae. Gene Ontology annotation, cellular component: cytoplasm; endosome; trans-Golgi network. Gene Ontology annotation, molecular function: methyltransferase activity.